CUUAGAAAUUGUUUAAACUAAUUAUUUGAACUAAUUUCAUUGGUAGGAAAGUGGCUUCCUUUUCCAAGGGAUAACAGACAGCAUACUAGUCGUACAUCACGAGCUAAUCGAGCAUUGGUCAAUCAUACGGUGAGUUAUGGGUGGCAGAGGUAAAGGAGGUAAAGGUCUUGGGAAAGGUGGGGCAAAGAGACAUAGGAAGGUUCUGAGGGAUAAUAUUCAAGGCAUAACGAAGCCUGCCAUUCGUCGCCUUGCCCGUCGUGGAGGCGUGAAACGUAUUUCUGGUUUGAUCUAUGAGGAGACUCGGGGAGUGUUGAAAGUAUUUCUAGAGAAUGUAAUCCGUGACGCGGUUACAUAUACGGAGCAUGCAAAGCGGAAGACUGUAACUGCUAUGGAUGUGGUAUAUGCUCUGAAACGCCAGGGUCGUACGCUGUAUGGUUUUGGUGGCUAAAUGCAACCCGGAUAUUUAUUAGGAAAUCAUCAUUACCCCACAAAGGGUGUAUAUACUGUUAUUUUCCAUUUACUUACUCUUUUCAAUGUAUCUUUUAUUCAUGAUGUAUGUUUUUGUGGCUUAAAUACACGUGACAUUAUU
This is a messenger RNA of Schistosoma turkestanicum, 589 nucleotides long. The record is from the annotation of a GenBank genome assembly. Lineage: Eukaryota; Metazoa; Platyhelminthes; Trematoda; Strigeidida; Schistosomatidae.